ACGAGAAGAAAAGAGAACAGAGAUAUGGAGGACCUGAAGAAAGAAAUGGUCAUGGAGGAUCACAAACUGACCUUGGAACAGCUGAGCGCCAAGUAUUCGGUGGACUUGACAAAGGGCCUUACACCUGAAAAGGCACGGGAAAUCCUAGCACGAGAGGGACCUAAUACACUUACUCCACCUCCCACCACUCCGGAGUGGGUCAAAUUCUGUAAACAACUGUUUGGUGGCUUCUCCAUCCUACUGUGGAUUGGUUCCAUUCUUUGCUUUGUGGCCUUUGGCAUCCAGUUCUAUUUCCAUGAAGGGUUUACCAAUGAUAAUCUGUACCUGGGCCUGGUCCUAAGCAUCGUGGUCAUCAUCACUGGCUGCUUCUCCUACUAUCAGGAGGCAAAGAGCUCCAAGAUCAUGGAGUCUUUUAAGAAUAUGGUGCCACAGCAAGCCCUGGUCAUUCGAGGCGGAGAGAAGAUGCAGAUCAAUGUAGAAGGCGUGGUACGGGGAGACCUGGUAGAAGUGAAAGGUGGAGACCGGAUCCCAGCUGACAUUCGAAUUAUCUCUUCACAAGGAUGUAAGGUGGACAACUCUUCCUUGACUGGAGAGUCAGAACCCCAAAGUCGCUCCCCUGAGUUCACCCAUGAGAACCCCCUGGAAACCCGAAACAUCUGCUUCUUCUCCACCAAUUGUGUGGAAGGAACAGCCCAGGGCGUUGUGAUUGCUACCGGAGACCUCACAAUGAUGGGUCGGAUAGCAACACUGACAUCAGGCCUGGCAGCUGGCAAGACCCCUAUUGCUACUGAGAUAGAGCACUUCAUCCAACUGAUCACCAUAGUGGCUGUCUUGCUAGGGAUCUCUUUCUUUGCACUUUCACUUAUCUUGGGCUAUGGCUGGCUGCAAGCUGUCAUUUUUCUUAUCGGCAUCAUUGUGGCCAAUGUGCCUGAGGGACUGCUGGCCACCGUCACUGUGUGUCUGACCCUGACAGCCAAGCGCAUGGCGUGGAAGAACUGCCUGGUGAAGAACCUCGAGGCGGUGGAGACGCUGGGCUCCACCUCCACCAUCUGCUCCGACAAGACAGGCACUCUCACCCAGAACCGCAUGACCGUCGCCCACUUAUGGUUUGAUAGGACCAUAUAUGAGGCUGACACCGCAGAAGGACAGACUGAAAAGACAUUUGCCAAGGACUCUCCUACUUGGUUCACCCUAGCCCGAAUCGCUGGCCUCUGCAACCGGGCUGACUUUAAGGCGAAUCAGGAGACACUUCCCAUAGUUAAGCGCGAAACAACAGGUGAUGCCUCUGAGUCAGCCCUGCUCAAGUUCAUCGAGCAGUCUUACAGCUCCGUGAAGGAUAUGAGAAAAAAGAACCCCAAGGUGGCAGAGAUUCCCUUUAAUUCCACCAAUAAGUACCAGAUGUCCAUCCACAUUCCGGAGGACGGCUCUCAUACUCACAUGCUGCUGAUGAAGGGGGCUCCUGAGAGGAUCUUAGACUUAUGUUCUUCAUUCCUGCUGAAUGGACAGGAAUAUCCAAUGAACAGUGACAUGAGGAAUGCCUUCCAGAAUGCCUACUUGGAUCUGGGAGGUCUGGGAGAACGCGUGCUAGGAUUCUGUUUCUUGAAUCUGCCUAAUAGUUACUCCAAAGGAUUCCCAUUUGAUACAGACAAAAUUAAUUUUCCCAUGGAGAACCUUUGUUUUGUGGGGCUCAUAUCAAUGAUUGAUCCUCCACGAGCCGCUGUGCCUGAUGCGGUAAACAAGUGUCGUAGCGCAGGGAUAAAGGUGAUCAUGGUAACAGGGGAUCAUCCCAUUACAGCCAAGGCCAUUGCUAAAGGUGUGGGCAUCAUCUCAGAAGGUAACGAGACAGCAGAGGACAUGGCUGCCCGGCUCCAGGUUCCUAUCAGCCAGAUCAAUCCCAGGGAUGUUAAAGCCAUUGUGGUACAUGGCUCAGAACUAAAGGAUUUGUCGUCAGAGCAACUAGACGAGAUCCUUAGGAACCACAAGGAGAUUGUGUUUGCACGGACCUCCCCUCAGCAAAAGUUAAUCAUCGUAGAGGGAUGUCAGAGGCAGGGUGCCAUUGUUGCAGUGACGGGUGACGGGGUGAAUGACUCCCCUGCUCUGAAGAAGGCUGAUAUUGGCAUUGCCAUGGGCAUCGCUGGCUCUGAUGUCUCUAAGCAGGCAGCCGACAUGAUCCUGCUGGACGACAAUUUCGCCUCCAUCGUCACAGGAAUAGAGGAGGGUCGCCUCAUCUUUGACAACCUGAAGAAAUCCAUUGCAUACACCCUGACCAGUAACAUUCCUGAGAUCACACCCUUCCUGCUCUUCAUCAUCCUCAGUAUACCACUGCCUUUGGGGACCAUAACCAUUCUCUGCAUUGACCUAGGCACCGACAUGAUCCCUGCCAUCUCCUUGGCUUAUGAGGCAGCUGAAAGUGACAUCAUGAAGAGAGCACCCCGGAACCCAAAGACUGAUAAUCUAGUGAACUACCGGCUCAUCAGUAUGGCUUAUGGACAGAUUGGGAUGAUUCAGGCUCUGGCUGGAUUCUUCACCUACUUUGUGGUCCUGGCUGAGAAUGGCUUUAAGCCUUUGGAUCUGAUGGGCAUCCGCCUCUCCUGGGAAGAUCGAUACUUAAAUGACCUGGUGGACAGCUAUGGACAGCAAUGGACCUUCGAGCAGCGGAAGGUGGUGGAGUUCACAUGCCACACGGCCUUCUUUGUCAGCAUCGUGGUUGUGCAGUGGGCUGACCUCAUCAUCUGCAAAACCCGCCGCAACUCAGUCUUCCAGCAGGGCAUGAAAAACAAGGUCCUACUAGUUGGGAUUUUGGAGGAGACAUUACUGGCUGCUAUUCUGUCCUACACUCCAGGCAUGGACAUGGCCCUGAGAAUGUACCCACUCAAGGUGACCUGGUGGGUCUGUGCCAUGCCCUAUAGCCUUCUUAUCUUUGUAUAUGAUGAAGUCAGAAAACUCAUCAUUCGACGAAGACCUGGUGGCUGGUUGGAGGAGGAGACCUAUUACUGA
Messenger RNA from Chrysochloris asiatica (Cape golden mole), 2997 nucleotides. It is a transcript of the gene ATP1A4, whose product is annotated as ATPase, Na+/K+ transporting, alpha 4 polypeptide. The record is from RefSeq and is a predicted model, not a curated record. Gene Ontology annotation, cellular component: membrane. Bases 25 to 2997 code for a protein of 990 amino acids. Gene Ontology annotation, biological process: proton transmembrane transport; intracellular sodium ion homeostasis; intracellular potassium ion homeostasis. Lineage: Eukaryota; Metazoa; Chordata; Mammalia; Afrosoricida; Chrysochloridae. The transcript has 22 exons. Gene Ontology annotation, molecular function: ATP binding; ATP hydrolysis activity; P-type sodium:potassium-exchanging transporter activity.